AUGAUACCCAAGCAUGGGUAUUUGGCGAAUAUUUUUGAUAGAUACUCCACUUCAAUAUACCUGGAGAAUAAAGGCAGUGUUGCAAGAGACCAUUUAGCCAACGAACGUACGUACCUGGCCUGGUUAAGAACAAGUUUAUCUACUAUAUCUGUCGGAAUAGGUAUCACACAGUUAUUUAGAUUGGAGAAAUCAAUGUCUAAAAAUCCAACCCGAGAACCAUCUAUACUAUGGUUUGACGGUAAAAUGACGGGUCUACUGUUUAUUGUGAUUGGUAUGCUUUUUUUGGCAUUUGCUUGUAUUCGUUAUUUUCACGUUCAAGCUGCUUUGGUACACGGCUAUUUCCCUUCAAGUAGAUCAACGGUAGCUAUUGCAAGUUGUGUGCUUUUGUUUCCAAUGACCCUCAUGUUAAUAUCUAUCGCCACUCGAUAA
This is a messenger RNA of Gilbertella persicaria, 429 nucleotides long. RefSeq lists its product as uncharacterized. The transcript has 3 exons. Bases 1 to 429 code for a protein of 142 amino acids. The record is from RefSeq and is a predicted model, not a curated record. NCBI's taxonomy places the organism in Eukaryota, Fungi, Mucoromycota, Mucoromycetes, Mucorales, Choanephoraceae.